Artibeus jamaicensis (Jamaican fruit-eating bat) is the source of this 2155-nucleotide messenger RNA. It is a transcript of the gene STX18, whose product is annotated as syntaxin 18. Bases 79 to 1083 code for a protein of 334 amino acids. Gene Ontology annotation, molecular function: SNAP receptor activity. Gene Ontology annotation, cellular component: endoplasmic reticulum; SNARE complex; membrane. The record is from RefSeq and is a predicted model, not a curated record. Gene Ontology annotation, biological process: intracellular protein transport; retrograde vesicle-mediated transport, Golgi to endoplasmic reticulum. NCBI's taxonomy places the organism in Eukaryota, Metazoa, Chordata, Mammalia, Chiroptera, Phyllostomidae. The transcript has 11 exons.
CCGGCAGCCGGCUUCUCGCAGCCGUCGCCCGCUGCUGACGUGGGCCAGCCGGGUACGGGGCUGUAGGUGCGGGUCGUCAUGGCGGUAGACAUCACGCUGCUGUUCCGGGCCAGCGUCAAGACCGUGAAGACUCGGAACAAAGCGCUGGGAGUGGCGGUGGGCGGCGGGGUUGAUGGCGGCCGCGACGACUUGUUCCGCCGGAGCCCCCGGCCCAAGGGCGACUUCUCCAGCCGGGCUCGCGAAGUGAUUUCGCACAUCGGCAAACUGAGGGAUUUUCUUCUGGAACACAGGAAAGAUUAUAUUAAUGCUUAUAGCCAUAUCAUGUCUGACCACGGGAGGAUGACAGAUACAGAACGGGACCAGAUCGACCAGGACGCGCAGACCUUCAUGAGGACGUGCUCAGAAGCCAUUCAGCAGCUGAGGACUCAGGCCCACAAGGAGCUCCACUCCCCGCAAGUGAAGGAGCACCGGGGCGCCGUGGUGGACUUCGUGGAGGACUACUUGAAAAGAGUGUGCAAACUUUACUCGGAACAAAGAGCCAUCCGCGUGAAACGAGUGGUGGAUAAGAAAAGACUAUCCAAGCUGGAACCAGAAGCCAGUCCAAAGACCAGAGAAUCCACGUCCUCUGAGGUUUCCGAAGACCCUUCAAAGGAGUCAGAAGAAAAACCUGCCCCUGAAGAGCAUCCAGAAAAGAUUCCGACUGAAGCACAGCCCGAGUUGGGAACCUGGGGAGACGGCAAGGGUGAAGAUGAACUAUCCCCAGAAGAAAUACAAAUGUUUGAACAAGAAAACCAGCGCCUCGUUGGUGAGAUGAACAGCCUGUGUGACGAAGUGAGGCAAAUUGAAGGGAAAAUGGUUGAAAUUUCCAGACUUCAAGAGAUAUUUACAGAAAAGGUUUUACAACAGGAAGCCGAGAUCGACAGCAUCCACCAGCUAGUUGUGGGAGCGACAGAGAACAUCAAGGAGGGCAACGAGGACAUCAGAGAGGCCAUCAAGAACAACGCGGGCUUCCGAGUGUGGGUGCUCUUCUUCCUGGUCAUGUGCUCCUUCUCCCUGCUCUUCCUCGACUGGUAUGACGGCUAGGCGCCCAGCACGGGCAUGUCUCCGCCUCGGCGACAGCGUGUGGCCAUGACCAGCCUCUACCACAGAGCCAUUUGUGGGGAGGGGGGCUGAGACAUAAUUCACAGAAGGGACACCCAACCCAUUAUUAGCUGAAACAGAAAACAGUGAACACAGAUUGGAAGUGGGCGGUGUGGCAGUGGUCACCGGGCAAGGCGGACGGACAGGAGGGGCUGUUCUGAGCGGAGGCCGCUGUGCCUGAGCUGCCCAGGGAGGGCCCAGCAGGUCCCCAACUCCACCAGCCACCUUCUCGGGGCUCAGAGGAGGCGUGCCCCCGACUUCCUGCCUCUGGGCUGAGGAGCUUCUGUUCGGAGAAGGAAGGGGCCCACGAACCAGCCUGUGCCCAGACCCUCGAGGAAACGUGAUGGGAACGCCCACUUGCGGUGGAAACACGAGACAGCUGGGGCCACGCGGUGCAGAGCGUGCUGGUGGCCACAGGGCUCCCUCGCGCAGGCAUGGUGGUCCUGUGCUGCUCCCUGGGAACUGCGUGCUACACGGGGGUCCUCAGGCAGCCACGGGGACCCUUGUGUUCUCUGCGUGCCCACAGAAAGUGUCCGGAGUCACAUGUGAAUGAACUGACCAUCAAUAAAGGACCUGCUGCCAGGACAUGCGUGUGGGGCUGGCCUUGGCGCAGUGACCGUGUCUGGAGGGAGAUGGGUGCGGGAGACGUUUCCACAGGUGGGCACCACUGUGUGUGCGCUCCGCACGGCCCCGUGGCACCGGGCCACAGCGUGCACACACCUGCAGUCACCUGUGGUUGCGGUCCGUGUGCAGGGGCCCUUGGUGCAGAAACACGGUCUGUCAGAGAAGCGCGCUCAGGAGGCGGCGUGGGGCCGGCUGUGGCCACUGUGCCCAUUCGCAACAGGCCUGCACUGCGCUGUUCACCUCUGAUGACUUAGACCCGGGGACCUCGGAGCGUCCGCCAGAAACAACACACUCGGAUCACGUGGGAGAGAAUGUCUGCUCAUCUGCUGUAUUUAAUCGUCUUAUACACUGUUAUCUAAGUGGCGGUUCUGUAAACAUACUUUAAUGUCAA